CGUAUAUAUAUUUUCCAUCUAUUACUCCCAUCCAACAAUAAAGCAUGUUAAAUGAUGACAAACAUCAAACAGCCCAACUCGAAACAGACAAGGCGAUAUGCGCAAUCUGUCUGACACAUUGCGACGAACGAGUAUACCUUUCACCAUGCUUCCAUUCAUUCUGUGCUGCUUGCAUCGCCGCAUGGUUUGACAUUACUUUGAAAUGCCCCCUUUGCAAGACAACGCCGGCCAAGCUGCACUGGGGAGUAAAUACUAGAUUGGGGAUCAUAAAUACCAUUCAAAUCACCACCGAAGAACAUCAAUCACACCCCUCGAACUCACAGCGCACAUCGUCAGCCGCUAGACCGAUGCCCUUUGAUAUUGUUUCAUGGAGGACCGCUCUGAGGAAUGUUGUCAAGAAUGUUACUAACGUUAAGCAACCGACUGGAGGCGAAGAAAGCACUGACGGAUCGAGUUCAAUUACUCUAGAUGGAACAUCAAGCCCCGAAAUAUCAGAAUUGUCCAGCAAGGCUUCACAUAAGAGGAGUAAUGGUACAGACUUGGAGCAACGACGCAAACGACCUCAUUUUUCCUCCGUUACGCGUUCACGUUCACGAUCACGGUCUCGUUCACGAUCCAGGUCUACAACGCCUAUUGAUAGCUAUCACCACGACUAUGAGUCCCCAUUUCUCUACUCUUCAACGUCAUCGCUAGCCCCCACCGACUAUACCGAUCCAGGCAAUAGUCAUGUUAUGCAAGAAGAGUGUGAAUCCUUGGAUCAGGAAACUCCGUGUAGCCCUCCUACUCGAAGAGAGAUUUACAUUAAAGGAAUGGCUCCUUACCCACCCAGUGAAUAUCCACUAGCGGAUCGAAUCCAUGCCUCCGAUAUGGUGCUUUUAUUACCUUUUCUUGAGCGUGAUCUGGCAGUGUUGACGGAUUCGGCUCCAAAGUCAGUUGAUCCCAUCAUCAUGGCUCAUGUCAGCAGUCUUUUACAAAUACAUUCUAGGAAUCAGGCUGACUCGAGAUCGAGCUCCCAAAAGGAUAACAAAUACAUAAGGAAGGCACAUACAUCGGAUUCGAGUCGGUGGCAUCCUAUCAUAAGAGAAAUAUCUCAGUGGGUGACCCUUACUUCAAAUAACUCUGGCACGACAGAGAUGGCUAUGGCUGAACUUUUUGUUCAAGAAAUGCGUCGAGUUGUACAUAAGCGAUGGAAACUUGCUAUAUGGGAUCAUCGUGUCAAAUAUGAAGUUAUAUCGUAAUACGACUCUUUCUGAAAUAGCAUUAAAAACAGCUGCAGCUACAGGUCAUGAAAUG
This is a messenger RNA of Lobosporangium transversale, 1293 nucleotides long. RefSeq lists its product as hypothetical. The coding region runs from base 45 to 1238 and encodes 397 amino acids. Lineage: Eukaryota; Fungi; Mortierellomycota; Mortierellomycetes; Mortierellales; Mortierellaceae. The transcript has a single exon. The record is from RefSeq and is a predicted model, not a curated record.